Orbicella faveolata is the source of this 4209-nucleotide messenger RNA. RefSeq names its product choline/ethanolaminephosphotransferase 1-like. Gene Ontology annotation, cellular component: endoplasmic reticulum membrane; Golgi apparatus. Gene Ontology annotation, molecular function: ethanolaminephosphotransferase activity; diacylglycerol cholinephosphotransferase activity. Gene Ontology annotation, biological process: phosphatidylethanolamine biosynthetic process. Lineage: Eukaryota; Metazoa; Cnidaria; Anthozoa; Scleractinia; Merulinidae. The record is from RefSeq and is a predicted model, not a curated record.
AAAUACAUUUACAUGUAGUAUCACUGGAUGUUAUAUAUUUACGUGGCGUGAACGGCCUUGAAAUCUUCAGUUUGGUAGCAAAUUCAGUGUAGGAAAAACGGCCGCUAAUCAGGAGGAAUGGCAAUGAUUUCAGUUUUGAACGAGAGGCAGCUGAAACGCCUCUCGGAACACAAAUACAGCGCGCAGUGUGUAUCAAUUUUGGACCCUUGCUUUCAAGUCUACUGGCGCUGGUUGGUGGAACAACUUCCUUUGUGGCUUGCACCAAAUACUAUCACAAUCUCUGGAUUCGUUAUCAAUGUAGUCACGUCUCUUCUGUUAAUAUGGUAUUGCCCUCAAGCCAAGGGAGAGGCACCAUGGUGGGCCUUUCUACUGAGUGCUAUUGGAUUGUUUGUAUACCAAUCCCUUGAUGCUGUAGAUGGUAAGCAAGCACGGCGUACAAAAAGUGCAUCGCCACUGGGAGAAUUAGUUGACCAUGGUUGUGACUCUGCUUCCAUGGUGAUUAUGAUCUUAGCUGUCUGCGUAGCAGUAGAGCUCGGCACACACCCUGUCUGGAUGUUUUACAUGUCGUUCAUGGCAGUUUUCAUGUUUUAUUGUGCCCACUGGCAGGCCUAUGUUUCAGGAACUAUUAAAUUUGGAACAGUUGAUGUAACAGAAAUUCAAAUUGCUGGUAUGGUUAUAUUCAUGAUCUCAGGAAUUUUUGGUGUUCAAGUAUGGUCCUUGCAGGUUCCCUACUUCAAUGUCUCAUUAAAAGCAGUUGUCUUUGGAGUCUCUGUCCUUGGGAGUAUCUAUGCUCUUUCCACAAUUUUUAUUCAAAUAUAUGAAGGAGGGAAAGGCAAGAAUGGUUCCACAGUAGCAGGAACCAGUGUUUUAUCUCCGUUAUUUCCCAUCGCUGUCAUGCUAUAUAUGGCAUAUCUUACUGCUAGGAUCUCAUCUAUAAAUAUAUUUCAAAAACACCCGUGUUUGUUUGUCAUGGCAUUUGGCAUGGCGUGCUCCAAGAUCACCAUCAAGCUAGUGGUUGGCUGCAUGACACGGAGUCCUGUAGAGUUCAAAGAUUCCACAAUGAUUGGAGGAAUACUUCAGAUUCUUAACAUUUAUUAUGGCUCGCCUUUCAACGAGCACGUUUUACUGUGGUGUAUGAUGGGCCAUGUGAUCUUUGAGCAGUUACGCUAUAACUUUGCACUGGGUUGCCAAAUCUGCGAGUAUCUCAACAUUAGCUACUUCACGAUUCGUUCACCGGCGGUGAAGCCUGAAGCCAAAUAGCACGUAGCGACUUUAGCCCUGUUGCUUGCGGUAACCUCCGUGUGACCUCUGUGUGUUCAAACUGUAUAGAACUGUGUUCUGUUUAAGAAUAGGUCGGAUCAAACGAGUUCGAGAGUCGGGAAGGGUUGGUGAAUGAUUUUUGGACGGUACUGUUAGUUCUUCUCUCGCGAGUGUAUCAUCAGCGCGCGGUUAAACGAGCGAAGAGCAUGCGAAAGCAGGCGUGGUGUUCCUACGAAAUGAAUGAAAUGUCGUAGACUCGUGGAAAUUUAGCAGCUAUAAGUUGGAAUUGGCCUCUCGUCCUUGUUUGAUCUGCGUUCACGCCUUCUUCACGUGACAAUUUGUAGCAAUUCUGUCUGGAAGACGUCCUUCCGUUGACGUGUGACAUUGCCAUUUAGUGAUAAGUCACUUAUUUACUUAUCUGUUGAUUCAGAUAUAAUUAUUUACUAUUAUAUAACCGGGUUCAUGUUUUGAGGCGAAUUGGAAAUCGCACAGACAAUUUUCUAUGAUUUAAGAAUUUGUGUAGCAACAUAAAAGUCUUCUUUAAAUAGUUCUAUGGGAUGUUAAAAUGAAUUUUUUUCUUCACAUUUGGGGGCUUUAUAAUAUAUUCUUACUGCCUCAGAUCAGGUGGUUCAGAUUUUCCUGUAGGUAACAAAUUAUAAUAACAUUCCCCCCAAAGUUAACAUUGUUUGAGUAGUUCACAGAAACAAUUCAUAGUGAUUCAAGUGAAUUCCAGGAGCGAGAGAAGGAGGAAAUUGGUUUUACAAUUUUACCUUUCUCGCACCUUUGGGAAAAACGGCGAGAAGAGAAAAACAGUUAAGGAAAAUGAAAAUUUCUUAUAAGGCAUCAGCACGCACAUUUCAAAGUUCUUUUGUACCAAUCACGUUGCGUUUCUAAGGCUCGCUGCUUGGCCAAUCAGAUCUUUUCCUUUGUUUAUAAUUAGUUCAGUUUAGUUACUGUUGAGUUCAGAAGUUACUGAAGGUCUUGGCUCGCAAUCAGGAGACAAAUGAGUUUGAGUUUCGCCUUUAAUUUUUAGCUUCAAGAGUGUUGCAAAAUGUAAUUUAAAGACAGCUAUUGGAUGAUGUUAAGAGAGGAUGAAGAGAGAGGUAAUCCCUGUGACCCAAGGUAUUCCCUCAAGUUAUUUUUAGACAUGGUACCUAGAUUCUAAAACCAGUACCAUGGUACCUACCUCUGCGGUUAGUGUUACCACGCGCGUUGCUUGUCGUGGAGGACUCAAAUGCGUGUAAAGCCGAUUGGGCUUUCCACGUGACCUGUGCGCGUCACAGGAUUGGCUAUUGCUGCACACUCCUGGGAUUUCUGAAACCGGGCGUGAAAUCUAAAAAUAAGUUGAGAGGGGGUAACUUUGGAAUAAGGUCUAUAUGGGGAAUCAACUCGUUUACUCUUCAUUCUCUCUUGAUGGUGUAAAUUGAAAUUACGAGAUGAAAUGAUAAUAAGAAAGGAACACACACCUGUGUUGAACAGUGGGAUGAAAAUACGGGAGAAAUCUUAGCCUCAAAUGUGCAGUGUGAAUCAGACUGUAUAAAAUACAGGUGUGGAGCAAUUUUCUUUCUGUUCAACGAAAGGUACGAAAUAACACUUAAUGUGUUUAAGAUGAUUCCCAGUCCGUACUGCGCACUCUUGAGAUAUUGGUUACAUUAUUUUGUUUUAAUCCAUGUAAGACGUCACAAUACGUAACAUUUCGCAACAACUUACAUGAAGUAAGUUCAAAGUUUCACGUCAACCGCCAUUAUGGAAUCGAAGUUUUAUGCUUCGUUCUUUCUGACAUCACUAAGUAAAACAACUUCGUAGCUGGAAAAAUCAGACACUGUCGGAAAAAGAAUUCAAAGUGGCUCAAAGAUAAGGUAAGCGGUUCGUAACGAAUAACGUCGAUUCGCAUUCCAUCGAGUGAGAUUCACAAAAAUUGGGUGCUGAGACUGCGCAGAACGGACUGGACAUAAUCUUUUAAGAACCUACAUCACAGAUGGUGUGUCUUGAAAAACGUAGCCUAAGUUCGUCGAUCGUUCACUCCCUCAAUCCUCCCCGAUCUAAACCAUUCUUCACUGCCGUUUUGUUAUAUUUACCCAUUGAGUUUUUUUCCACCUACGCGAUCUACAGGCUUGACUGGCGUUUUCUUGGAAUUAUUUUCUGCAUUUCUGUAACACGUUACAUGUAAGAUAGGUGAAUCUUUGUUUACAAUAGUUGCCUCAUUGGAAUAAGCGCUACAGUAUCUGGUACAAGACACAAGAAUAUCAACUCUUAAGUACUAAGAGAGCGCUGCACGAUAGGCUGUCAUUACAAUUUGAGUUCGAAGCAUUUAACGCCUUUUGUGUCUCGCGCGCUUAACUACACAGAAUUUUACACAGAAUGUAUUAGCGCUUUCCCUACAAAGACAUUUUGCGUGUUUUUGGAAGCUAGUAAUGUCACUCAAUAUUUACCCUAAGAGCAGUUACUUUUUCCUAGGCUAUGUAGGGUAGCCUUCGGCUUGAGAGAAACCAACUGCUUGCAGGGUACUCAAUAUUACACACGAAGCGCCAAACAUUUUCCCGUUUAUCGAGUCUCGCAAAUCUUUUUAUGUAAUAUUUAUAGCAUGAUGUCUUUUCAAGUCGUAUGCUGAUGGGACUAUUCUCGCACCCAGAUUUCUCACGGCCAACAGAAGGAGGACCGGGUUCAAGAUUAUCACAAGCAAUGACGUCAGCAACGAUUCACCUAUUGGGAGAUAACUCUUGUUGUGUUGUGAAGAAAACAGACAGCAAUCCAGUCAGAAUACUUUUUAGUACCAUUAUUUUAUAAUGAAGAGUGCAAACCAAGUUUGAUCCCGGUGUCGUGUGCUGUCGGUGAAAUUUGUAACCUAUUUUAAUUGUCUUGAUUUCUAGCGGGUAUCGUGGCCGUGUUCUUGACAUAAACAAGACUGCGGAAAGAUUAUUUAUUAAAAUAUAUAAAUGCUACAGGUUA